AUGCUGCGACCGGUACAACGCCUAGUUGCAUUGCUGCUCCUGCUCGCGCGAGAUGCGUGUAUCCCUCACGCUGUCUUAGUCUAUGAACUGGAGAGCCCCGUCUUUGACAACCUCCUGACGCACGAGGACCGCGCUCGUCUGCGCGACUGCCCAUGUCCAAACAGCAGCAACACAAGUGAGCUCAGCCCCUUGUCAUUGUGUCUCCCUAUCGAUUUUACUGGCAAAAGGCCUCGGAAAGAGGUGUUCGCCUUUUCGGUAGCGACCGAUGACCGCUGGAAACACUAUGACUGGGACCAGCUCACGACCGUGGCUUGGAAUGAAGACAAGCAGCUGCUUUGUCAUGCACACAGUAAGGGCGUGAAGGUGGUAGUGAAGCACAAUUUUGAGGAUGUGGCUCAACUGUGCAACGGGACUGCACGCCAGGACUGGAUCGAGGCGGCAUACUCGAAGAUUGUGCUCAACUACGCUGACGGAGUCAACAUUGACACGGAAAAGCCCAUGCAUGGGGCCAUCUCACGUUGUCUUGGCUCGCUUGUAAAAGAGCUGCGCGUCGAGCUAGAGCAGCAUGCGCUCACGAAGAACGCACAGAUUACAUUCGACGUGCCUUGGGCUCCUCGAGGUGUGGACGGUCGCUAUUACCCCUGGCGAGAGCUCAGUCUCGCCGCUGAUUUUCUGUUUGUUAUGUCGUACGAUAUGCGCAGUCAAGUGUACGAUGCGUGCAUUGCUGGCGCCAACGCGCCGUUGGCACUCGUGAAGCAAGGUCUGCAAGAGUUUCUUCUCGCGAACGACGUCGCACCGGAUAAGCUGGUACUUGGAGUGCCCUGGUACGGCUACCUCUACCAGUGCCUGGAACGAACGAGAGGAGCACGUGACAACGCCCCGAGGUGUCAGAUCCAGCCCGUGCCUUUCUUUGGUGCCCCUUGCAGCGACGCAACUGGUCGACAAGUUGACUACGGCGAUAUUCGACGACUGAUGAAGAGCCGAGGGCUUGUCCUACAAUGGGACGCCAUGACACAGACCCCUUUUGUCUCGUACUCGUCAGCGGGACAACAGCUGCAGCUUUGGUUUGACAACCCAAACAGUUUACGAAGCAAGUACGCACUUGCUCGCGAGCUCGGACUGCGCGGCGUGGGCAUGUGGAAUGCCGACGCGCUGGACUAUUCAGCAGAGAACGACAGCCAGAUCAUGUGGGGCUCGUUGGCCGAAGCUUUUGCAGCCAAAGUCUCUAUAGAAUGA
This is a messenger RNA of Peronospora matthiolae, 1236 nucleotides long. The record is from the annotation of a GenBank genome assembly. Lineage: Eukaryota; Oomycota; Peronosporomycetes; Peronosporales; Peronosporaceae.